This is a messenger RNA of Phlebotomus argentipes, 1255 nucleotides long. RefSeq names its product replication factor C subunit 3 (gene RfC38). NCBI's taxonomy places the organism in Eukaryota, Metazoa, Arthropoda, Insecta, Diptera, Psychodidae. Bases 105 to 1172 code for a protein of 355 amino acids. The transcript has a single exon. Gene Ontology annotation, cellular component: nucleus; DNA replication factor C complex. Gene Ontology annotation, molecular function: ATP hydrolysis activity; DNA clamp loader activity; DNA binding. Gene Ontology annotation, biological process: DNA repair; DNA-templated DNA replication. The record is from RefSeq and is a predicted model, not a curated record.
UUUUCCAAAAUUCAAAUCCCAAAACCGGAAAAGCGCGGGCUGUCACAAACGCAACCUCACUUUAGUGUUACCGCGGCUGGUGAAAUUUUGGUGCAUUUUCUGAGAUGGCUCUCUGGGUGGAUAAGCAUCGUCCGCGGGACUUCAGCAAGUUGGAUUAUCACAAGCCACAGGCGGAACAACUGAGGAAUCUGCUGAAGCAGGGAGAUUUCCCUCACUUGAUGUUCUACGGUCCAUCCGGCGCUGGGAAGAAGACUCGCAUCAUGUGCCUCCUCCGGGAACUCUACGGAUCUGGCGUUGAGCGUCUGCGACACGAAACGAUGGUCUUCACGACGCCUUCCAACAGGAAAGUGGAGAUAAUGACUGUGGGCAGCAAUUAUCAUCUGGAAGUGAAUCCCUCAGAUGCCGGAAUCUACGACAGAGUAGUGAUUGUGGAUCUCAUCAAGCAAGUGGCACAAACACACCAAAUUGAUCCCACAGGGCAACGAGAAUUCAAGGUGAUUGUUCUCUCGGAAGUCGAUCACAUCACGAAGGACGCCCAGCACGCUCUGAGGAGGACAAUGGAGAAGUACAUGAACACCUGUCGCAUUAUCUUGAGUGUCAACUCCACGUCCAGAGUGAUUCCGGCCAUCAGGAGUCGGUGUCUGGGCAUCAGAGUGGCUGCUCCUACUUAUGAGGAAAUCGUCAGUGUGCUCAUGGCCACGUGCAAGAAGGAGAACCUCCAGCCAUCACGUGAACUUUGUCAGCGCAUUGCUGAGCAGUCCAAUAGGAACUUACGGAGGGCUGUUCUCAUGCUGGAGGCUUGCAAAACGCAGCAGUACCCCUUCACGGGCAGUCAAAAGAUCACAGAACUCGAUUGGCAAGUGUAUCUCAGGGACACAGCCAAUGAGAUCAUUCUGGAGCAAACGCCCGCUCGUCUGCACUCCGUCCGCGAACGCCUGUACGAGUUGCUAGCCCAGGGAAUUCCACCGAACAUGAUCUUCCGCGGUCUCGUGGAGAGCCUCGUGGUGAAGUGUGACAUGAAUCUUAAGGCGGAGACGAUAAAAUGGGCAGCGACAUUUGAACACCGGAUGCAGAUUGGCAGCAAGCACAUCUUUCAUCUUGAGGCCUUCGUGGCGCGAUUCAUGGCAAUUUACAAGCAACAGUUGGACGACAUUCUCAUGGAUGACUUGUAAGCCUGUAACUGCGCAUGUUCCGUUUCCUGGUAACGACUAUUACUCAGGACAAAAUUUUCCAAAUAAAAAAGAUUGUAAAAGUG